AUGGAUCUUUCUGCUCCAGUUGACAGCGUCUUCACUAAGGCUUUGCCCAAGGUUGAGCUACACGCCCAUCUGAGUGGAAGCAUCAGUCGCCAGUGCUUGCACGAGAUAUGGAAACGCAAGAAGGCAAACGACACUCGCUUCUUCCAAGUCUUCUCCAAACUCAUAUACCAACUAUGCAACGACCUAGAAAGUCUUGCAUACGCCGUUACCAGCGUCCUCGAAGAUUUUCUUGCUGAUGGAGUGCGCUACCUAGAGCUCCGAACAAUUCCCCGAGCAUCCCCAGAAUCAAACAUCACUCAAGAAGAAUAUCUAACCACAGUCCUGGACACCAUCCAAAAGUUCAAAUCCAGAACACAGGAGAUGUCCGUAUUCCUCAUCUUGGCACUAGACCGCGGCAACACCACCCCUGCCGAGGCGACGCGCAUCAUCGACCUAGCAAUCACCAACAAGCCGCGCGGGGUUGUCGGCGUCGACCUCUGUGGCAACCCGACGGAAGGCGACGUCACACUCUACCGCGACGCAUUCGCCCGCGCAAAAGCUUAUGGCCUUGGCCUGACGCUGCACUUUGCCGAGACACCAGCCUCGGGCAACCCGGCUGAGCUUGCUGCGUUGCUUUCGUUCCAGCCUGACCGGCUUGGGCACGUCAUCCAUGUGCCUGAUGAGUUCAAAAGGGAGAUUGCGCGGCGGAGGCUUGGACUGGAACUUUGUAUGUCGUGUAACGUGCAUGCGAAGUUGAUUGAGGGGAGUUUUCUGGAUCACCAUUUCGGAGAUUGGAGACAUGGGGAAUGUCCCAUUGUGCUAUGUACUGAUGAUGUGGGGUUCUUCUGUAGCCCUGUCUCGAAUGAGUAUCUUCUUGCAGCCGAGCAUUUUCUCCUUGGCCGUGCUGAGUUGCUGAAGUUGUGCUCUGGAUCGGUGGAUGUUAUUUUCGGAGGCGAGCUGGAAAAAGAGAGACUACGUGGGAUGCUUCACGACUUUUCAGGGAAGAACAGGUAG
Penicillium atrosanguineum is the source of this 993-nucleotide messenger RNA. Its product is annotated as putative adenosine deaminase. The transcript is spliced from 4 exons. Gene Ontology annotation, biological process: inosine biosynthetic process; adenosine catabolic process. The record is from RefSeq and is a predicted model, not a curated record. Bases 1 to 993 code for a protein of 330 amino acids. NCBI's taxonomy places the organism in Eukaryota, Fungi, Ascomycota, Eurotiomycetes, Eurotiales, Aspergillaceae. Gene Ontology annotation, molecular function: adenosine deaminase activity.